AUGAUAGAAACUGGUGAUCAUCAACUACCUACGCCACGGUGGCACAGCCAUCGCUGCCGCAUCGUUGGAGGAACGAUUCUCGGCUUCUUAUUGCUCCUAUUCUUAAUCAUUCUUAUUCUAGCAUUGUCAGUGUUCAAGGCUAGAGCAGUUCAUGUCCAUCUUCUCUCGGCUUCCCUCGGCAGCGUCUCCCCUCGUAUCUCUUCUUUCCCAAUUUUCAACGUUGUACUCAAUCUCACCCUUAAUCUCACGCUUCUUGUCGACAACCCAAAUUACGCCAGCUUCAGGCAUGGCCCUGGAAAGAGUUUGCUUCUGUACCAAGGCAGCCAGAUGGGAGAAGCCAACAUAGACCCUGGUUUGAUACCCAGCAUGGGGGAUGUGACGAUUCCUUGCAGGCUUACUGUAGAAGGGAAUGAGUUAUCAUCAAACCUUAAAAGCUUGCUCAAUGAUAUAUUGGCUGGACAGCUUGUAAUGGAAACACGAACAACGAUUCCUGGUCGAAUUACUUUUCUGGGGAUAUUCAAGAAGCAUGCCGUCGCUAAUUCUGCAUGUAAGUUUACUUUUGUUUUUCCUGACGCGAAGAUUCAAAGACGGGAGUGCAAGAAUAAGGCCGAGUAA
Messenger RNA from Manihot esculenta (cassava), 615 nucleotides. RefSeq lists its product as uncharacterized. The record is from RefSeq and is a predicted model, not a curated record. NCBI's taxonomy places the organism in Eukaryota, Viridiplantae, Streptophyta, Magnoliopsida, Malpighiales, Euphorbiaceae. The transcript has a single exon. The coding region runs from base 1 to 615 and encodes 204 amino acids.